This is a messenger RNA of Penicillium crustosum, 243 nucleotides long. RefSeq names its product Zn(II)2Cys6 transcription factor domain-containing protein. NCBI's taxonomy places the organism in Eukaryota, Fungi, Ascomycota, Eurotiomycetes, Eurotiales, Aspergillaceae. Gene Ontology annotation, molecular function: RNA polymerase II cis-regulatory region sequence-specific DNA binding; zinc ion binding; DNA-binding transcription factor activity, RNA polymerase II-specific. Gene Ontology annotation, biological process: positive regulation of transcription from RNA polymerase II promoter by galactose. Gene Ontology annotation, cellular component: nucleus. The transcript has 2 exons. The coding region runs from base 1 to 243 and encodes 80 amino acids. The record is from RefSeq and is a predicted model, not a curated record.
AUGAUUUCCGAAUCUCCGAGAUCUUCACGAGAGGAUGAUUCGUUCCAGCGGAGAAAAAGGGCCAAAUACACUCAAGUUGCUUGCAAUGAAUGCAAACGACGCAAACUAAAAUGCAGUGGUGGUUUGGUCUGUGUGAGAUGUUCUCGUGAUCAGGUUCCUUGUGUAUACGCCACCAAUCGUCCUUCCGUAUCGACCCUAGAGACCGAUCCUAAGGAUGAAAGGUGGGGUUCCGAAGUCUUUUAG